GCCGCCGAUUAAAUUGCUCGGCGGAGGUCUUUUAUUUACAGGCAAGCUAAAUAAAUGUUUCUGUAAAGAAGUUACUAAAAUAAUAUUCGGUUUUUUAAAUUUUGCAAUCAAAUUAAAUAUAAAAUGCUAAAAGUAUUUUCACUACCAACUGACAUUACACCGGCCACUAAAACCAAAUGUGGAGAAAUAUAUUAUCAUAGUUUCAAUGAUUUCACGAUUUUUUGUACAUUUUGCCAAAUGAAAUCCUUUCAAUUCGAUGAUUUCCUGCAGCACCUACAAAAUGUACACUUGGAGAAUAGUGUCGUACACAAAAAAGUAUUUGACAAUUAUUUGGAGUUGGAUAUAAAAAAUGAAACGAUAUUGCAGGAAAAAUCGGAAGAAGAGGCAAUGUGGGAUGAGGUGGCAUCUAAUACGGAACACAGUGAAAAUGAGGAUUGUGUUAAAAGUAGUGAGGAGGAAAAACUAAUGGUUUUAAAGCAAACUAAAAGAAAAUUAUUAAAGAAAAAGAAAUGUAAACGAAGCCCACCAGAUAUAAAAUAUGAUGAUGAAUCAUGUUCAGAUGAGCCGGAAAUUAAGAAAAAACGUCGAAAAGAUAAGGCUGAAAGCUGUCCAAACUCUAAGAAAAAACAUAAAGAGGUGGAUUACACUUGCACAGAAUGCAGUGAAAUAUUUUCACAGAAAAAAUUUCUUGAUCAUCAUGUGGUAGAGCAGCACAAUGGCUACAAAUGUUCGCUAUGUGAUAAACGUUUUCGUCGUAGCGCUCAUGUGACCGAUCACAUGAAAACCCACACCAGCGAAAAGAACUAUAUAUGUCCCAUGGAAAAUUGUGGCCGGGGUUUUAUAGAUGAGGUCUAUCUUAAACGUCACUUGGAGGUGCAUACCAUGGAACGUACCUUUAUAUGUGAUUAUGAGAAUUGUGGCAAAGCGUUUCAAACCCAUAGACGCUUAGCCUCCCAUAACUACACACACCGGGUACCAAAGAAAUUUGUAUGUGAUAUGUGUGGCCAUAGUUGUCGCUCAAAAACCGAACUGAUAACUCAUCAACGUGUGCAUACGGGCGAAAAGCCCUUUCCCUGUGAAGUGUGCAGCAAACCUUUUAUAUCCAAAACAGCUCUAACAGAACAUAUGAUUUCACAUUCAGAAACCCGACCUCAUGUAUGUCCGGUGUGUAAUGCGGCCUUUGCCAAUCGCCGAGUAUUGGUGCGUCACAGUUUUAUACAUUCCGAUGAGAAAACCUUCAAGUGUAAACUGUGUGCAAGUGCUUUUAAACAUCCAAAUUCUCUGCAGGGUCAUAUAAGGAAUGUACAUCGUGAACCUAAAGUGAAGGAAAAUAAAAAGCUGGCAGAUAUGUCAAGUUAAUAAAUAUGAAAACCAAUUGGUAUAAUACAAA
Messenger RNA from Calliphora vicina (urban bluebottle blowfly), 1390 nucleotides. RefSeq names its product zinc finger protein OZF-like. Lineage: Eukaryota; Metazoa; Arthropoda; Insecta; Diptera; Calliphoridae. The record is from RefSeq and is a predicted model, not a curated record. The transcript is spliced from 2 exons. Bases 124 to 1359 code for a protein of 411 amino acids. Gene Ontology annotation, biological process: regulation of transcription by RNA polymerase II. Gene Ontology annotation, molecular function: DNA-binding transcription factor activity, RNA polymerase II-specific; RNA polymerase II cis-regulatory region sequence-specific DNA binding.